UGAUUAGUUCUAGUCGAAGGCGGGGAUGGAAACAUGGAAACUUGACUGAUAAACUGACAAUGUGUAGUCUGUAGUUGUUAUUGUUUAACUACUUCCACAGUUUAACAUGGUUUUUAUUUAUUUAUUGUGAAUACAAUAACUCAGCUUGUUUAUUCUUCUACAACAAACUCAUCACAAAUCAUGAAUGCUCUGUUAGAUUACGGUUCAUCCUCCAGUGGUUCCGAAGAAGAAUCAACAGAACAUGAAAAAUCUGCGGCUGAGAGUUUGAAGCCGAAACUUCCUAAACCGACGAUCGGGGAAAGUAGCCUACAAACUUCGGUUUUUUCGAAUCCCUUCGUGGAAGCAGAAUUAGCAAAGGCGGCAAUACUCGAAAAACAUGUUAAAAUGGUUCCAGGUAAAGACAACACACAGAUGAUAAAUGGAAAACGGAUAUGCUGGAACUACAGGAAAGGCCGCUGCCGCUUCGGACACAAUUGCAAGUAUGCUCACGACACUGAUAUACAAAAGUCUAGUGAAGAGAUAGAAGCAGAUAAACAGAAACUGAAAUCAGUAGUGUGCGAAGGUGCGGGUACAAUGACAUCUGCCCCACCACCUGUAGCUGUACUCGACCAAUCAACCCCAACAGAUGAUGCCACCUGGGAGGGUGGAGUAGACAAAAAAAAACUGAAGAGACCAGGCCUCAGCCAAACUCUAGUACCAGGGAAGAAAGUAAUCAAAAUGUAUAAAGAGCAAAAAAUCAAAGAUGCUAAUAAAAAUUAAAUGUUAACUACUUUUAAGAUCGCUGUAUAUGCGACAUUGUUGGUAUUUGUUUGACUUUGGUUUCUGCAGACCUAAGAAGCAGAAUUUAUCGCACAGAAUGAACUGUGCUUGAUGCUUAUGAACACAAUAGAAUUGCUACUUUUCGUCCUGAACUCAAACAUUAGUUGCUACAAUAUAUUUUGUAGUUUUGAACUCUCGCACAUUUAGUUCUAGAUGCACCUCACCAUCACUCAAGUCAUAAUGAAGUUUAAUAAUAUUUUUUAUAUACGUAUAUAUGUACGUCAUCUGUAUACGAAUUAACUAAAUAAAUCUAAAUAUAUCGCCUCUGCCUUAAAAAGGGUUAAGAUAAAAAUUACCAGUCUUGUUGCAUAUACAGUAACAAUUUUUAACCUAAGCUAUAUCUCUUGCAUUCCAUAUCCGUGUAUCGUAAUUAUUAAUAAAUAUAAAUCAAAGUUCUUUGUGUUAGUCCAUAACAAGCAAAUGUAAUCAAAAUGAUCAUGUCAACUAUACUGUAAAAUAUUUUUCGGGAUACAUAAAGUAUGACGUAUGACAACUAUAAUCGUUUAAGACUUUAAACUAAUUCUGCAUUAACAUUGUAAAUAAAGUUGGGCAAUAAACUUUUA
Molecule: messenger RNA, 1382 nt
Organism: Trichoplusia ni (cabbage looper)
Lineage: Eukaryota; Metazoa; Arthropoda; Insecta; Lepidoptera; Noctuidae
Exons: 4
Coding region: 181-759 (192 amino acids)
Molecular function (GO): metal ion binding
Source: RefSeq, a predicted model, not a curated record